Drosophila biarmipes is the source of this 4191-nucleotide messenger RNA. It is a transcript of the gene mu2, whose product is annotated as mediator of DNA damage checkpoint protein 1. The record is from RefSeq and is a predicted model, not a curated record. Lineage: Eukaryota; Metazoa; Arthropoda; Insecta; Diptera; Drosophilidae. The transcript has 11 exons. Bases 131 to 3928 code for a protein of 1265 amino acids.
UUCAUCUGGCAACACUGCCGCCAAGGACUAGUAUUGUGUUGUUUUGUUUUUGUCGCGGGGGUUCUUAAAAUACCAAGGACUCACCCCGGUUCCCCCUUCCACCGCACUUCCGCUUGGCGCGCUCUCCAGGAUGGCAGAUGUAAGCUUGGCUGUCGAAGGCCUACCGGCAAUCCCCCUCAAACCCGAUAUAAUAUACCGCAUUGGAAGGAAGAAAGGCCUGGAAAUCAGCGUCGCCGAUGAGUCCAUGGAACUGGCCCACGCCACCGCCUGCAUCCUGCGCCGGGGAGUGGUGCGCCUGGCGGCCCUGGUGGGCAGGAUGUUCGUCAACGACCAGGAGCAGACCAUCGUGGAUAUUGGCAAGGAGGACACUUUAGCCGGCCAGGUGAAGCUGCGAUUCGGGAAUGUGGAGGCCAGACUGGAGAUCAAGGAGGAUAACUACGAGGCCCACGACAGCAGCGGAUUCGGGGAGUGCCUGAAGAACAGGUCCAUCAACUCGACACUGGACAGCUUUGACAUCCCGGAGACACAGCCUCCAUCCGCCAACACGACGGUAAACACCACGGCGGAUAGCUUCUUUAUACCCGAGACCCAAGCCAUUGUCCUGGAUAGGCCACGGACCAGUGGAAAAGUGUCGCUGGGCGAUGACUUUAUGAUACCCGAGACACAGGAUCUUCUGGCGAAACUUCCGCCUGUACAUCCCAUGAAACCUGCGCUGAAUCCACAAGACCAAACCAUAGGCAGCGAUGGGGAGUCCUCCCAGGGCAGCAUGAUUCGCAUGUGCACCCAGGACUACAAUGAGGAUGCCAUCGACGACUUCGACUCCUCGCAGGUUCUCUGCGAUGCUCUGCUUCCCCUGCCGCCACCACCAACAAAGCCCAUGGAAUCUCUUGAGAAGGAAAUAAAGCGGGAUCAACUGAACACCACCGACUUAGAAAUGAGUGCCUUGAAUUGGUCAGCCAGCAACUCCAAGUGCUGUGCCCUGAGUAGCACCAAGGCGGAUGAAGUGCUGCCCCGAGAGGAUGCCUGCAUUACGCCUGAGUUGACCGCUCCCUCCACAGAUCGUAACAUCUGCACCCCUGACCUUUUCGAUUUGAUCUUGGGCAGGGACGGGCGAGCCGACUCAUGUAGUCCAGAUCCGUUUGUUCGUCCCGCUGACAGAGGGAAUACCACCACACCGCAGUUUGGCGGAGUUAAACAACUUGUUGUGGCCACCAUUGAGACUCCUACUGCCACUCCCGACAAAGAGAUCGCAGAGAGGAGUCCGGAGAGCAAUCAGGAUAUGAUAGUCACUCAACGAUUUCCUGGAUAUAAAUUGUUGGAAAGUGACGCCGAAGAUAAUGAGUUGCCGAAUCAAGAUUUCGUGGCCACUCAGGCGUUUAACUUGACACGCCGGCAACCAAACGAAGUUCCAGAGCCACUAAAAGAUAAUGAAACCAAUCAAGAUUUCAUAGCCACUCAAGCGUUUAAUCUGCGGCUACAGCCAACUAAAGAUUCUCCUAAACCACCGAAAGCUAAUGAGUCUUCCAACCAGGAUUUCAUAGAAACUCAGGUGUUCGACUUGGGUCGCCCACUGCCAACUGAUUCUCCAGAGCCACCAAAAGAAAAUGAGACCUCUAACCAGGACUUUAUAGCCACUCAAGCCUUUCCGGCCCUGAUCAACAACAUCCGGUGUCAGGACUUUAUAGCCACACAACCUUUCCAUGUGGUAAAGCAGCAUUCCACGAGUCUAAGCAACAAGGAAAACAUUCUACACGACGUCGGUAUUCAGGGUUCAGGUUCAAAAGCCAGCGAAGAGCCUUGUGAUGAGAUAGAUGCUGUGCUCAAUGAGAUGGUUUCAGGGACGGUAGUAACGUCGCCCAUAAACCCCAACGAAGAGGCGAUAAAGUUCUUCAAGCCAUGCGUGAUCAAGGAUAAGAAUCACUACCAAAAGAUUUGCCAGAUCGAAGGGGUUUUCAGUGACCUGAGCAACAAAAGUCGAUGGCGCACUGAAGCAACGAACAUUGGCAGUCGCAAACGUGUGGCCAAAUCAGUGUCUCCUCCAGCUACGCCGAGCCGAAAGAAUCGAAGAAUUUCAGAGGGAUCUCAGAGACUGGAAAGUAAUGUAAGAAAACGGCGAGCAAAUUCAGUGGAUAAGAACUCAGAACCUCUUAGCAAAUCCAUUUGCCAAGAACACGAAAUGGGAUCGAUUGCAGAAGAGAAAUCCAAGGAUGACGAAGGCGAAGCACCUUUCAAAAAGGUGGCCAGUCAAUGGCAAGACCGUAGAAAUCGUAAAGUCAGCACGGAGUUGGAGGACAAAUCAAAGGAGGAGCCACCUGCCAAAAGGAAGCGCGGUAGAAAAGCCCAGACUGCGGAGACAAGUGAAACAGACACACUCCAGGAUAUUCCCAAGCCCACGACAAGGCACAGGAGCAAAACCAACGAUGAAGAUGCUGGCGCAGAAAAGCCAACCAAGUCCAAGAGUGCAGGAGCUAGAACCACACGCCAAACUAGCAUUGAAGAUGCCGAGAUGUCCGUGAAGCCAGCGAGUGGGAGGAAGGUCAAGAAGACAGACUCAGCCAAGGAUAUUCCCAAGCCCACGAUAAAAACCAGGCGUCAAACCAGUGAGGAAGAUGCUGGGACAACUAGCGCAGAUAAGGAAAAAAGUGUAAAGGGCACACCCAAGGAUAUUCCUAAGCCAACGGCCAGAAGCAGGCGCAAAGCUAGUGAAGAAAAUACUGAAACGGCUAAAGCCGAAAACCCUGUCAAACCGAAAAGAGGAAGGAAACCUAAGUCAGAAGAGACCAGUAAGGCGGAUGCAUCCGUGGACAAACCUUUACCGAGAACCAGGCGUAAAACUGUGGUCGAAGAUGUCGACCCGCCCAAGGAAGAAAAGCCAGCUGGCACAUCAAUUAAACGUGCUGUUGUCCGUUUAUCCAGGACAACCAUUGACCAGGCAGACACUUCUUCAAACUCCGGGCACAGCUCGAAGGCAACUCGUGCUGCCAAUUCGCGUUCUGCCACGCCUUCCAUCGAAGAGCCUUCAUCCAGCUCCGCCGCUGCCAAGGCCUCUAAUGUGUCGGCAUCCGGCCUAGCGCCAAGAGCUACUCGGGUGGCCAAGUCGCGUUCCAACGCUCCAUCCGUGGAUGACCUAUUAACUACCUCUGCUACCGCCAAAGAGCCUAAAAAGAAGGUUUCCCGUGAAGAACCAUCCGCCAGCUCUGUCCAUAGCAAAAAGACUAAAAAUUUAGCCGAAGAGGAGGGCGUCAGGAACAGAUCAGGGGCCACCACUACUCGAUUUAGUCAGCCGGAUCCGGAUCCCAUUAAAGCCUUCAAUAAAUAUGUGAGAAAGGCCAAAACGGCUGGAAAAAUAAAAGUAGCCUUUACCAUGUGCAAUCGUCAGGCGUUGGAAUCGGUCCUAAAAUCCCUGAAGCACGUGGUGGAGACCACGGAGGAUCCCCUAGAGUGCGACAUGCUCAUCAUGGACAAGGGCGAGCGCACCUACAAGUUCCUGGCGGUGAUUGCUGCCAACAAACCGGUUCUGUCCAGCAAUUGGCUGCAUUCCGUAAAGAAGACCAGAAGCCUCGACAUCAAGGCAGAUCAUCUGUUCAGUGAUGCCAAGUUCAUGGAGACCUUCAAGUUCAAACCCCUGUCUGUACUGGAGCACCCUCGUCUGCUUUUCGGUUUACACUUUAUGCUCGGUGAAGACAUCAUUCCAAAGGCCAUUGAAAUGAAAGCUAUCAUUCAAAGUGCCGGCGGCAAGGUUCACGCGCAACCGCCCUCGCUGGCCAUCAGCAUGGACCUGUACGUGGUUACCACCAGCAAGGACACCAAGUCCAAACGACGCAUGAGCAACCACGAAAAAGUGCACUUCAUCAAAACCGAGGCCAUCAUGCAGGCGCUCGUCCGACACAACGUGGAACUUCUGAACGAGUUCAAGCUUAAUCUGUAAACGCCCUAGUGUUGCAUACUUCUUUAGUUUGUUUAGUGUUUUUUCGAAUUUAUAUUGCUUACUUUGCUGAGCCAUAAUUCCAAGCAGCUCCUGAUUCAGGAAGUACAUCACACAAAGGAGCUAUAUAUCACGCUUUAAAUUUAAGAUAUUUGUAUUUUGUAGUUUUUUGUUUAAUGUUUUUUGGGGCCAUCUAGUUGCGGCCAUAUUAAAAUUAGUUGUUACACUCCUACGGCCAGUCAAAUACAUCACGCUGUCUAUAGCUA